Dendronephthya gigantea is the source of this 2868-nucleotide messenger RNA. RefSeq lists its product as uncharacterized. Gene Ontology annotation, molecular function: nucleic acid binding. NCBI's taxonomy places the organism in Eukaryota, Metazoa, Cnidaria, Anthozoa, Malacalcyonacea, Nephtheidae. The record is from RefSeq and is a predicted model, not a curated record. The transcript has 2 exons. Gene Ontology annotation, biological process: DNA integration. The coding region runs from base 1 to 2868 and encodes 955 amino acids.
AUGGCAACAGCCAGACGCCAAGAGGUAGCAGACAUGAUUGCGGACAACUCAGAGGUAUUCACGGGCAAGAUCGGUAAAGCCAAGACGAAGGAAGUGUCACUGAUGAUCGACGACAGUAUCACACCAGUUGUUCAGAAACAAAGACGAAUACCGUUCAAUCUCUUGGACCGGGCAGAAAACAAGAUCCAAGACCUCCUCGAUCAAGACAUCAUUGAACGAGUCCCGGACAACAAGCCACGUAGUUGGGUUAGUCCCCCAGUAAUUGCUCCGAAACCAGAUUCCAAUGAUAUUCGUUUCUGCAUUGAUAUGCGUAUGGCGAACGAAGCUAUACAACGCCCGUAUACACAGAUACCAACAAUGGCGGAUAUUGUAAACAAAUUCCAAGGAGCAGAACGCUUCACCAAACUGGACCUCAAGGAAGCAUACCACCAGUUUGUUCUAGACGAGCCAUCGCGCAACAUCACCACAUUCUAUGGCCCUGAUGGCCUCUACCGUUACAAGAGGCUCAACUACGGAACCAAGUCUGCCCAGGAUAUCCUCCAGCUGGAGAUUGACAAGAUGCUGUCUGGUGUCCCAAACCAAGUGAACAUAGCGGAUGACAUCUUGAUCGGCGGAUCAGUUGAAGAGCAUGACACAACCCUGCAGAAGGUCCUGUCAGCUUUAACCAGCAAUGGCAUCACGGUGAACCCAGACAAAUGCGUCUUCGAUGUAGAGGAGGUGUGCUUUGUUGGACUGGUGUUCAACAAGCAGGGCAUCAAGCCGGACCCAAAGAAUGUACGGAAUCUACAAGACGCAAGCCAACCUACAAGCAAAGCGGAAUUACGAUCUUUUCUCGGAAUGGCAGGGUUUAGUGAACGCUUCAUCCCGAACUUUGCAAGUAUUGUCCACCCUCUACGGCAAAAGCCCAAAGAAAAUGUCUGGGCCUGGGACGGAAAGUGCCAAGAAGCAUUCGUAAAGUUGCAAGCCUCGCUAAGUGAUUUCUCAUUAUUGCACCAUUACGUCAUCGGACAUGACACCGAAGUAGUAGUAGACGCCAGCAAGACGGGGCUAGGAGCAGUUCUUGUCCAGCGGGCAUCAAAGAAUGAGGCCUUCCACCCAGUUAUGUGCAAGUCGCGGGCACUGAAAGAAGUGGAAACUAGAUAUUCCUCGACGGAACGAGAAGCACUGGCCGUACGUUGGGCAUGCCGGAAGCUAUGGAAGUACCUGCUUGGUGCACCAAAAUUCCGUAUUGUUACCGACCACCGCCCAUUGACCUACAUGUUCCACAAACGGUGCGGAGAACUACCUCCAAGAGUUGAGAACUUUGUUAUGGACCUGCAAGAGUUCGAGUAUGAAGUUGUUUACCGCCAUGCAGGGAAAACAUGCAUUGCUGACUACAUGUCGCGCCAUCAUGUCGAGAGAGAAGGAUCAAGCCGAGUGUCCGAGAUCGAAGCAGCAGCUGAAAGCGUUGUCGAGGGAUGGUACUGCCACGCCCUGAAUGAACAAAGAGCAGUGACGGUAGAUGACAUUAGAACUGAAGGGGAUAAAUGCGAGUCUUACCAGAAACUGGUUAAAGCAGUUCAAUCAGGAACUAACCAGGAAGAUGAAGAAUUAAAACCUUUUAUGGUUCCAGAAAUCAAACACGACUUGAGCGUGGUCAAUGGUGUGGUGUGUCGGGGAUCACGUGUUGUCAUUCCCGCUGCCCUACAAAGACGGGUUGUCGAAUUGAGUCACCGAGCACACCAAGGAGUCAGCAAAGCAAAACAGUUCUUACGAACAUUCUGCUGGUUCCCCGGGAUGGAUAGGGCUGUCGAAAACCAGGUACGAGGUUGUUUACCUUGCCAAGCUGUCCAACCAACCAACAAUAACCAGCCAAUCAAACCAUCGGAGUUACCAACCGGACCGUGGCAGUAUGUGGAAAUGGACUUCCAAGGCCCAUAUCCCAAUGGGGAGUACAUAUUCAUCAUGAUCGAUCGCUACAGUCGAUGGCCCGAGAUGGCAUGGUUUCGAAACGCGCCUAAUGCAAACACCACAAUCGCAGCCAUGCAGAGAAUAUUCACCAACAAAGGUGUUCCAGCAGUGUGUCAGUCGGACAACGGAUCACCGUUCCAAUCAAGAGAAAUGGAACAGUUCGCCCAAAGCAGCGGAUACCACCAUCAUCACAUUACCCCUGAGUGGCCCAGAGCGAAUGGGACAGUUGAACGGUUCAAUCGGAGCAUGAAGGAAGCUCUGCAAACAGCAACCCUGGAAGGGACUUCCCUGAGAGAUGCAUCCCAAAGAUUUUUACAGAUGUACCGAUCCACCCAGCACAGCGCGACCAACGUCAGCCCACAUGCUGCAAUGCAUGGCGGGAGAGAAAUGCGGACAGUACUGCCACUUAUGACACCGAUCGACCAGGUUGUAGAUCGGACACGAGACCAGGAAUACAAAGGUAAGAUGAGAAACGGGCUUUCACCGCACAAACUUCGCGUAGGGGACACUGUUAUCGUGAAGCAGACGAAAGCCAAUAAGUUGACACCCACGUUCAAUCCUACCCCUUUGAGAAUCACGGAGGUUCAAGGCUCGAGAAUUACUGCACAGGAGAUUAACGGCAGCUGGACGGUUACGAGGGACGCGUCUUACUUCCGGAAGAUUCAGACCGACGCGCUUGCAGACAACGAAGAGGAGGACGACGCGUCAGGCGAGAGUGAGGGAGAGACGGAGAAUAGAAAUGCGGGUAAUGAUACGUUGCAGGGGGAACAAAAACAACAAGAGACGCCGAGCAAGAACGCCGAGCAAGCGCAGAGACCACGACGAACAACCCGAAUGCCUACUUAUUUGAAAGACUAUGCCGGACAUUUAACGGGUCGGACUAUUAUUGUUGAGAGCGGACAUGUUGUUGGACUGUGA